Arvicanthis niloticus (Nile rat) is the source of this 1518-nucleotide messenger RNA. Lineage: Eukaryota; Metazoa; Chordata; Mammalia; Rodentia; Muridae. The record is from RefSeq and is a predicted model, not a curated record.
UCUCUGGACUGCCUGAUCACACCAGUGUAAGUAGGAAGGGUCUCCAUGGAUCUAGUUCUGGUUCUGGUGCUCACACUCUCCUGUCUUCUUCUCUUCUCACUAUGGAGACAGAGCUCUGGAAGAUGGAAGCUCCCUCCUGGCCCCACUCCUCUCCCAAUUAUUGGAAAUUUUCUCCAGAUAGAUGUGAAGAACAUAUACCAAUCCUUAACCAAUUUUUCGAAAACCUAUGGCCCAGUGUUCACUCUGUAUUUCGGCUCACAGCCUACUGUGGUAUUGUAUGGCUAUAAGGCAGUGAAAGAAGCCCUCAUUGAUCAUGGGGAAGAGUUCUCUGGAAGAGGAAGGCUCCCAAUUUUUAAUAAGCUCUUUGAAGGACAGGGCCUUGGUUUUAGCCAUGGAAAUGUAUGGAAAGUCACAAGGCACUUCACAAUCAAUACUCUGAGGACCUUGGGAAUGGGAAAAAGGUCCAUUGAGGUCAAAGUACAAGAGGAAGCACAAUGUCUUGUGAAGGAACUGAUGAAAACCAAUGGCUCACCCUGUGAUCCCAAGUUCAUCAUGGGAUAUGCUCCCUGCAAUGUCAUCUGCUCCAUUGUCUUCCAGAAGCGUUUUGGUUAUGAAGAUAAGAACUUUAUUAACUUGGUAGAAAAAGUGGAGGAGUGCGUUAAAAUUUUGAGCUCUCCUUGGUUGCAGGUUUGCAAUGUAUUCCCUUUACUUCUUGAUUAUUGUCCAGGAAGUCAUAACUUACUUUUUAAAAAUUUUAAAUUUAUAAAGAGUUUUGUUAUGGAGAAAAUAAAAGAACAUGAAGAAUUAUUGGAUGUUACAAAUCCCCAGGACUUCAUUGAUUACUUCCUUAUUCAAAGAAGAGCUCAGAAUGGCAUUUAUCAGUUGAACUAUACCCUCGAACACCUGACAGUAUUGGUGAUUGAUCUGAUUUUUGGUGGGACAGAGACAUUAAGCUCAUCGAUUAGAUUUGCUUUUCUGCUCUUGAUGAAGCACCCACACAUCACAGCUAAAGUCCAGGAAGAGAUUGACAAUGUGAUUGGGAGACAUCGAAGCCCCUGUAUGCAGGACAGAAACCACAUGCCCUACACAAAUGCUAUGGUGCAUGAGGUCCAGAGAUUCAUUGACCUUUCUCCAAAUAAUUUGGCACAUGAACUGACCUGUGACACUAAAUUCAGAGACUACUUCAUCCCCAAGGGAACAAUGGUAAUGACAUCACUGACAUCAGUGCUGUAUGACAGUAAGGAGUUCCCCAACCCAGAGACGUUUGACCCUGGCCACUUUCUAGAUGGGAAUGGAAACUUUAAGAAAAGUGACUACUUCAUGCCUUUCUCAGCAGGAAAACGGAUGUGUGUGGGAGAGAGCCUUGCCCGCAUGGAACUGUUUCUAUUCCUGACCACUAUUUUACAGAAUUUCAAACUUAAAUCUCUGGUUGACCCAGCGGACAUCGAUAUAACACCAGUAUAUUCUGGAUUUUCUUCAGUGCCUCCCACUUACCAGAUGUGUUUCAUCCCUGUCUAA